This is a messenger RNA of Rotaria sordida, 2794 nucleotides long. Lineage: Eukaryota; Metazoa; Rotifera; Eurotatoria; Philodinida; Philodinidae. The record is from the annotation of a GenBank genome assembly.
AUGAUCGAAGAAAAUAGUAAAACAGACAUUGAAAAUCCUGAUCUUAUUUGUCCAAUUACCUUUGAAAUUUUUCACGAUCCGGUCAUUGCAAAAGAUGGGCAUGUUUAUGAAAGAGAAGCUAUUACACGAUGGAUUUUACAACAUGGGACAAGUCCACUCACUCGACAGCCUUUACAAAUCAAUGAUUUACAACCCGAUGAUCGUUUGAGACAUCUUGCUCAUCAAGGACGAAAUUCAACUGUUUCCUAUAAUGCACAUAAUGCUUCUAUUAUAUUGCCACCUCUACGAAGAUUAUCGAUAAAUAUCAAUGCACGAGUAGCUCCAGAACAAACCUCGAAUUUAACUAGAAUAACUCGACAAGUAAAUCAAUGUCCCAUUAAGAAAAUUCUUAUAAUUAUCUGUUUAAUUAUUAUUCCUCUCUUUAUUAUUUUUGGAAUUUCUCUUGGCAUAACAAACUUUGUAUCUAGAGGUAUUUACAAAUGACGAAAACAUUAACUAAUAUACCAUAUUUUAUUAUAGAUAUCACCUUCGAAUUUUGCAUCUCAAAACAAAAACUUUGAAUAGGAUUAUUUUAUUUUCUAAAAUUCUCAGCUGAUAAAUAGUUACAUAAAACAAAGUUUAGAACUAGGGAUAGAUAUAUUCUUCCAUAAACCAUUGAUAAACAUAAAUGAGUUGCUAAAAUGAAUAUCUUCAACGGUUGUAGGAAGAGUAAAGAUCGAAAAAUCGUUUGGAAUAAUUACACAACGAGAAAAAGAAAUGUAUGUCCUUCAGAAAUAUAUUGUUUUCAGUCUAUUAAGCUUAGAAUUAGUUUUUGAGAUUGUAUCAAAUAAAAAACAUGACGAAAGUUAAUUUUGCAUGAAGUAUUUACAUAAUAAUUUUAUCCAAAAAUUUUUCUUUGUAUGAGAAUUCGAUCUCAUUGAAAAGAAAAUGAAAUAAAAAGCUAUUCUUCUCUAAUCUUUCUGGUAUUUGUAGAACGUCAAAUGAAAAAAUCAAUUUGUAGAAGUUUAUUAACAAGAAAUAGUACAAUAUAUAAACGACCGGGAGCCAACGACACUCAAUAUUACUACAAAGCAAUUCAAAUAAUGGUUUCCACCAGAGGUUUUUACAGUUUUCAGAGUAGUAGUAAUAACGACAUGUAUGGCUAUUUAUAUGAGAAAUAUUUUAAUGAUACAAGUCCAUCCACCAAUUUACUGAUACAUGAUGAUGACAAUGGAUUUAAUAGACAGUUUUAUUUUCGAAUUUCGCUUCCAUCUGAUAAUUAUGUUUUAGUAGUAACUACUUAUUCUUCAAAUAUUACAGGACUCUUCUCUAUAGUCGUAACUGGGCCAGCAACUGUUACUUUUUCUUAAACAAGACUUUUUAUGAACAAUAUAUUUUGUUUUAGAAAUAAAUCAUCUUUUUAGUUUUUUACUAAUCAGAAAAUAUUUCUAUUAGAUAUUUUCUCCAUGAUCGAUAUAAAUCAAUCCGAGACGAACUUUAAAAUAAAAUCACAAUGCAUACCAAUCUCAAUUUGGAAAGUAGAAAUGAAUUGUAGAGAACUUUCUCAUGUUGAAAUAUUUUUAAGUCCCUUGUGAAUAUUCAAACAUGUUCAAAUCUGUGCAUUUAUCCUCAUGUACAUUAUGGAUAGGAAAACUAGCAAUGAUGCACUCAAUUACCAACUUACUGCAAGUCACUUCGGUCAUUCUCUUGUUAUAUGAUGUCAUUCAUGCGAAAGAUAAGGAGCUAUCCAUAGGGUGGGUGUGGGUGUAGGCUUCUGCAAUAUCGACGCCAACACCCACACCCACCCUGGUUACUACGUUUUAAUAAAAGCACAUGCUGCUAAGUACAACGAGUUGCACUAACUUUUCACUAGAUUUCGAGUUUUUAGGGAAAUUAAUCCGUGGAAUUUGAGUCCAAAUCGAAUGUCCUAUAUGAUUUGCGCUCUUGGCCGAAAAGUCACAGGAAUUUCAGUCCAGACCGAAAUUCAUGUGAUUCCUUUUAACAGGAAAGAAUUCGAACAUAAACUAGUUAAGAAAAUUCUUUAAAUAGUUGUUGUCAUUCAUGGUAUAGAAUAGAUCUACAGAAAAAUCCUGAAAGACGUUAUAUACGUAAUCAUUGUAAUGCAAGCAGAACAGAUAGCAAACAUCUGACUUCUAUCUUUUUGAAAGUCAUUCUUCUCUGACGUCAGUAACUGGAAGCGACGUGAUAAAAUUUAUUUUGAAGAUCGGAUUACUGUAAAACUCGCUGUUGACAAUGUAUGAUAUAGAAUUAAAAGCGAUGGUUUUUAUUGAUUUAACUUGUGUGCUAUAUUGAUAGUAUAUGAAAAAGCAGAAUGGUAUAUAAAGACGCAACCCACAUCGUUGAAAAUAUUCAUUUGCUUAACAAUUGAAUAGAUUCCAAAGUUACAUGAUAAUGUCUACUUAUUGGUUAGCCAUUACACUCUUGACCAUUAGCAGCACCUCAAGUAAGACGAAUUUCUUUUAAUACGUGAUUUUCAAACGGAGCAUUAUUACUUAUUUCGCAUAAUAGUUCAAUUUAUUAAAAUUAGGAAGUUUCUUGUGCAUUCGACUACGAUCGAACUGCGGCGCAGUUACUAAAAGAAUACCAUCGGUUAGGAAUCCAAAUCCGAAGUUAGAGUUUUUAUUUUCAUAUUUUUAUUAUAAAUUAUUAGUAAUUGAUAAUAAAAAAAUGAAAGACUGGUUAAAAAAUUAAAAAAUUAAAAUAUGCAAUUACAAUAAAAAAAUUACUAUUAAAAAAUUUUAAAAAAGCUAAAAUGAAAAAAAUUUAGAAAACAACCUAAAAUAAGAACAUUAAA